Molecule: messenger RNA, 2925 nt
Organism: Fundulus heteroclitus (mummichog)
Lineage: Eukaryota; Metazoa; Chordata; Actinopteri; Cyprinodontiformes; Fundulidae
Product: gastrula zinc finger protein XlCGF8.2DB
Exons: 3
Coding region: 170-1261 (363 amino acids)
Source: RefSeq, a predicted model, not a curated record
GGACCGUCAGCGCAGACUGCUGGACCUCACCUGGAGGCCCCGGCUCAGCUUACAGCCAGCAGAUCUUCCACAUCAUUAUGGCUGUAAGGAGAAGGAGAUCCAGACGAGCCAGCAGCCUUGUAACGAAGAGACAAACUGUAGUUUGGACCAAGAGAGACCUCGGCAGGUGAUGAAGGAACAAGAAGAACCCGAAUUCCUGCAGGUGAACAUUAAACUGGAGGAACCAGAACUUCUGCAGCUAAAAGAGGAACAGUGUGAAACUGGAAUCAGUCAGGUUGAAGAGCGGCUUGUUCUGAAUCAGCAGACUGAUACGCUAAUGAUGAAGGAAGGAGAUCAUGGAGAACCAGAACCUGGUGAGGACCAGUUCCCCUCUCAGAACGCUCCUGAAGCUGAGAACCUAAACCAGAAAGAGAACCUUGAUAAAGACUCAGGAUUGAUAGAAGAAGUGUUGAAACAAAAUAAUAGAGAGGAAACCAAACUGAAGAGAAACAAAGUUGAGAAAAGAGCUUUUUGUAAAAUCUGUGGUAAAAGUUUCAGUCCAUGUUAUUUAUAUGAUCACAUAAGAACUCACACAGGUGAGAAACGUUUCUCAUGCAAGACCUGUGGAAAGCGUUUCAUUCAAAGAGGUCAGUUGACUGGUCACAUGAGAACUCACACAGGUGAGAAACCGUUCCCAUGUCAGACGUGUGGGAAGCAUUUUAAUCAAAAAAAUAAUUUGGUUACUCACAUGAGAAUCCACUCAGCUGAGAAAAACCUUCCCUGUGAAAUAUGUGGUAAACAUUUCUCUCGCAAUGAUCUGUUAGCCUCUCACUUGACCACCCAUACCAGUGAGAAACCUUUUUCCUGUCAGACCUGCGGAAAAGCUUUCAGUCUGAAGAUUUAUUUGACCCGACACACAAGAACUCACACAGGUGAGAAACCUUUUCAGUGUCAGAUUUGUGGAAAAGGUUUCAUCCAAAAAGAGAAUUUAAUUACGCACACAAGAACGCACACAGGUGAGAAACCUUUCUCCUGUCAGAUGUGUGAAAAAAGUUUCAGUGACAGAAGUAAUUUAAAACAUCACAUGAAAACUCACACAGUUGAGAAACGCUUCCCGUGUGAAAUCUGUGGUCAGUUUUUCUCUCGAAGCAGUAAAUUGACUCUUCACAUGUGCACUCAUAUAGAUGAGAAGCCUUUAACAAGUCAACCCUCUGGACAAGAUUUCAGUGAUGUAAGUCAUUUCAAGCCCAACAUGAGCGCUCAAACAGGUGAGGAGGUGUAAGCUGAUAACAUUGAAUUACUUGAGCAGCAACAUUCCAGUGUUAAAGGUUAAUUUAUUAAAUCAAUUUAUUUUCAUUACAGUCUGUAAAUAAAUGGCUACAAAACUGGGUAUUUAUCUGUAAUCUCUCACAGAGGAUUGAACAUUUUCAAAAAGAAAUACAAAUAGAUGUAACCACAAAUUAUAUAAAUCAUGUAAAAUAAGUAAUAGAAAAUAUCAAGUGCUUAAACUUAGCAUAAGGUCAGGAUUUAUAAGUUUAUGGCAAAAAGCUGCAAAAUACUCUGCUCUGUGAGUUCUUGUUGCUUGUUCUCGACACGUCUCGGCAGAACACUUUUCUUCCAUGCUGUCCCACUACUUUUAUGUGAUUGGUCAGGAUUUAGAAUUGAAUUUUAUUUUGGACAGACGGAAAUCUCUCAGGCAUCUGUCAAAGUAAACCAUGACGUCGCCCUGUUCAACUCUUGGUUUAAAGCAGAAAUUAAAUGAAAAGUGAAAUGCCUGCUCUGUCUUCCCAAAAACCCCAGUCGGCCUGAUGACCAUCUGCACUAAGCCUGGUUCUGGUUCUGUUGGACAUUUCUUCCCGUUAAAGAGGAAUUUUUCUCUCCACUGUUGCCUCAUGCAUGCUCAGUAUGAGGGAUUGCUGCGAUGCCAUCGACAGUCCACUGUGGCUCUACGCUCUUUCAGGAGGAGUGAACAGUAAAAGUCAAUGAGAAGAUGCAACCUGCUGGGUUUCAUUCAAGGAAACAUUGAACCCACCUGUCUGGAGGUUUAUAUGCGUUCUUGAACUGUUUAAUGUUUGGACACCCCUUUAGUUCCAACUGUUCCAUGGUCUUGCUCCACAGAAAUACAAAAAAUUUAAUUAUAAGAGGACAGUUCACACCCCCCCCCCCCCAACCAAUGAAUAUUUUUGUAAUAUUACUUGGUCACAAUUUUAUUUUUUUGCUUUGAACACUAUUAAUGCUGUUUGUGUCUCUACAAGAUCUGUAAAUCUGAGUAAUUCUGACAGCAAACAUAGUAAAUUGGUGUGGUCUCUAUAUCCAGCCCCAUGAAUAAUCUGUAUAGCUUCCUUUUGCAGAAUGCAUAAUGGUUGUAUUACACUUUUAUAAUUAUUACCCCUAACCACUGCCCAGUUGCUGAAAUAUGGAAGAACUGUUGAAAAAUAUAGAAUGUGAAGUGAUUUGUAAUCCAGAACAUGUUUUUUUCUUAAUUAAUAUUUCAAUCUCCCUCCUUGGUACUUUAGCUUGUACAUCCCUAAUGUUGAUUUCCAGCAUUUGUGUUCAUCAAUGAUCUCAGAAAAUAUAUUUCUACACCUUCUUAAAUUAAACCCAUCUAAAUGACCUUGUAACUGUGGUUUAGUUCUUUAUUUUCUCAACUAGAAUAAAUCUGGUUUAGCUCAAAUUUAAUGACAAUUUAUUUCUACCAAACCAGACUUUAAUUUUAAACUCUGUUUUAAUCUUUGUAGUAACAACUGCAAGUUGUCAUCAGAACAAACAAAUGUUUUUACCAUCUGCAAAUAACACACACUUAAUGUACCUCAUGUACAAAAUAAACUUAGAUUUGUGACCAAGAAAUAUAUAAAUUGUCUUAAAGUCAGAAUAAAUGUGUUACACUUGCUUGUGGUGUUGUGUCACAGCUGUUAUUUUUAAAUAAAGUUACCAUUUUUGAUGAAA